CUUAUCAGUAAUCUGAAAGUCAUUGGAAUGACCAAUCCGAGACUUUUUCAUUUCUUACACUAAUAUUUUCUAUAGCUAUGGAAAAUUAAUCAGGCUGGGUGCGGUGGCUCAUGUCUGUAAUCCCAGCACUUUGGGAAGCUGAGGCGGGUGGAUCACCUGAGGUCAGGAGUUCGAGACUAGCCUGGCCAAGAUGGUAAAACCCUAUCUGUACUAAAAAUACAAAAAUUACCCAGGCAUGCUGGUGGGUGCCUGUAAUCCCAGUUAGGAGGCUGAGGCAGAAGAAUCACUUGAACUCAGGAGGCAGAGGUUGCAGUGAGCCAAGAUUGUGCCAGUGCACUCCAGCCUGGGUGAUGGAGUAAGACUCUGUCUCAAUAAAAAAAGAAUAAAAGAAAUUAAUUGAGUAACAUUCUCUUGGACUGUAUUUAAUUUUAAGGGCUCCAUACUUUGGACAGUUUUCUUUCUUCCUUAGAUAAUUGUGAAUAAACAUGGAGUUAAAGUAUACCCUAGGCUCUUGAUGAAUGUUUUAUAAUUUUAAAUUUGUUAGAAUAUCACUCCCAUGCCUUGUCAUAAUGAGCAUAGUAGAUAAAAAAACGUAGCUUUCUCAAUCAGGUUAAUCUACAAUGUGGAGCUAGAUAGAAAAGAGCUUAUCUGAUCUUAAAAAGUUGCCAUGAAAAUAAAAGGCAGGAAAGCUUUCUACAAUUAAAAGACACUUUAUUAAAUCCUGGCUUUAAAAAAAGCUUUAAGGAUUUUUUUUUUUUUAAUUGGGGAAGCAUGAUUUGGGAAGAUUUUUGUUAGUGUUUUUGAAUGUGAUAAUAGCAUUGUGGUUAUUUAAGGGAAUGCAGGAUUGUUCUUAGGAGAUGCAGAUUGAACUGUGAAAGGGUAAAAUGUCAUUUUGUCUGCAUCAUCCUUUCAAAUAGUUUGGGAAAAAUUACAUAUGAAUAUAGUUUAAGAAAAUAUGGUAAAGACUGACGGGAGGGACGGGAGGCGACCAAGAUGGCGCAGAUGCAGGGCACCUGGCGGAAAGUCUGUUACUACUACGACGGGGAUGUUGGAAAUUACUAUUAUGGACAAGGCCACCCAAUGAAGCCUCACCGAAUCCGCAUGACUCAUAAUUUGCUGCUCAACUAUGGUCUCUACCAAAAAAUGGAAAUCUAUCGCCCUCACAAAGCCAAUGCUGAGGAGAUGACCAAGUACCACAGCGAUGACUACAUUAAAUUCUUGCGCUCCAUCCGUCCAGAUAACAUGUCCGAGUACAGCAAGCAGAUGCAGAGAUUCAACGUUGGUGAGGACUGUCCAGUAUUCGAUGGCCUGUUUGAGUUCUGUUAGUUGUCUAUUGGUGGUUCUGUGGCAAGUGCUGUGAAACUUAAUAAGCAGCAGAUGGACAUCGCUGUGAAUUGGGCUGGGGGCCUGCACCAUGCAAAGAAGUUCGAGGCAUCUGGCUUCUGUUACGUCAAUGAUACUGUCUUGGCCAUCCUGGAACUGCUAAAGUAUCACCAGAGGGUGCUGUAUAUUGACAUUGAUAUUCACCAUGGCAACGGUGUGGAAGAGGCCUUCUAUACCACAGACCGGGUCAUGACUGUGUCCUUUCAUAAGUAUGGAGAGUACUUCCCAGGAACUGGGGACCUACGGGAUAUCGGGGCUGGCAAAGGCAAGUAUUAUGCUAUUAACUGCCCGCUCCAAGAUGGGAUUGAUAACGAGUCCUAUGAGGCCAUUUUCAAGCCAGUCAUGUCCAAAGUAAUGGAGAUGUUCCAGCCUAGUGCCGUGGUCUUACAGUGUGGCUCAGACUCCCUAUCUGGGGAUCGGUUAGGUUGCUUCAAUCUGACCAUCACAGGGCACGCCAAGUGUGUGGAAUUUGUCAAGAGCUUUAACCUGCCCAUGCUGAUGCUGGGAGGAGGUGGUUACACCAUUCGUAAUGUUGCCCAAUGCUGGACGUAUGAGACAGCUGUGGCCCUGGAUACGGAGAUGCCUAAUGAGCUUCCAUACAACGACUACUUCGAAUACUUUGGACCAGAUUUCAAGCUCCACAUCAGUCCUUCCAAUAUGACUGACCAGAACACGAAUGAGUACUUGGAGAAGAUCAAACAGCGACUGUUUGAGAACCUGAGGAUGCUGCCACAUGCACCCGGGGUCCAAAUGCAGGCGAUUCCUGAGGACGCCAUCCCUGAGGAGAGUGGCGAUGAAGACGAAGAAGACCCUGACAAGCACAUCUCGAUCUGCUCCUCUGACAAACGAAUUGCCUGUCAGGAAGAGUUCUCAGAUGAAGAGGAGGGAGAGGGGGGCCGCAAGAACGCUUCCAACUUCAAAAAAGCCAAGAGAGUCAAAACAGAGGAUGAACAAGAGAAAGAGCCAGAGGAGAAGAAAGAAGUCACAGAAAAGGAGAAAACCAAGGAGGAGAAGCCAGAAGCCAAAGGGGUCAAAGAGGAGGUCAAGUUGGCCUAAGCAGACCUCUCCAGCUUUGGCUUCCUGCCGAGUCCCUCACCUUUCUCCUCUAACUCCUCAGAUUUUAUAUUUUCUAUUUCUCUGUGUAUUUAUAUAAAAAUUUAUUAAAUAUAAAUAUCCCCAGGGACAGAAACCAAGGCUCUGAGCCCAAGGCAGCUGUACUGGGUGAGCUUUCAGGAGUUGCCUUGCCACCCAUCUUAACUUUGAACCACAAAGGGUGCCAGGUGUAAGUCAAAGGGAUACUUUUAUGCAACCAUAAGACAAAAUCCUGAAAUGCCAAGUGCCUGCUUAGUAGCUUUGGAAAGGCACCCUUAUUGAACAUUAUAGAAGGGGUGGCUGGGUUUUCAAGGAUCUCCUGUUCUCUUCAGGCUCCUAAGGUAACAUUAGCCAUUUUUAGAUUGGUUCUGUUUUCAUACCUUCCCACUGGCCUCAAGUGAGCCAAGAAAGUCGCACUGCCUGCCCUCUGUCUUCCCCUAAUUCUGCAGGUGGAGGUAGUCUAGUUUUCCUUUUUGAGAUACUAUUUUCAUUUUUGUGAGCCUCUUUGUAAUAAAAUGGUACAUUUCUAUAAAAAAAAAUAUGGUAAAAUAAUAAUAGCUGUCGAAUCUAGAUGUGAUGUAUGGAUGUUAAUUUAUCAUUCUUUCUUUCAUAUAUUUGAUCUUUUUGAAAAAGUUUUGGGGAGAAAAAGAUUUAAAAAAUGACCACAUAUGAAAGACACCAGAAUAUAUAAAACAAAAGCACACAUUGAGCCUGGGUGAUGUAAUGAGACCCUGUCCCUAAGAAACUAAAAGAAAAAGAUU
Molecule: messenger RNA, 3236 nt
Organism: Callithrix jacchus (white-tufted-ear marmoset)
Lineage: Eukaryota; Metazoa; Chordata; Mammalia; Primates; Cebidae
Source: RefSeq, a predicted model, not a curated record